UGAGUAUUCUGAAAAAGAUUGCAAAAUUUCAUUAAAGAUGAUGGUACUUCAACUUUUUAUAUAUUGUUUCCAAGAAAGUAUUGGUCAGUCAACAUAGUAGUGUGUAUAAUACAGCCACGUCGCCUGAAUUUUAAUUCCCGAGAUAGUAACUGUAUUUUUCUUGUCGUUCAGUAUACCUUUUCCAUCACACUUUAUCUUCACCUAGAUAUUGAACCUAGUUGAUUACAUUUUGUAGAUAAAUCUACUUUGUUUACUUUUGAAUAAACUAUACGAUCGCGAAGAUGUCGGAUACUAAUCUUUCAGCAGUUCUUUAUAAGAAAGGUGAUCUCCGAUUGGAAGAUAGGGGUAUUCCGGAGCCUGGUCCCGGCGAAGUGCAAAUUUCUAUGCAAAAAGUUGGUAUUUGUGGAUCAGACGUAAAAUACUGGACAGCAGGAGCCAUUGGAGAUUUUAUUGUCAAAGGUCCUAUAUUACUUGGCCAUGAAGCCAGCGGAAUAGUCACCAAACUCGGUCCAAAUGUCAAAAAUCUGAAAGUUGGUGAUAGAGUAGCAAUGGAUCCACACAUCACAUGUAGAUCGUGUGAGUUUUGUAAAGCUGGGCGGUAUAACAUGUGUCCAGAUCUGUUUUUCCUGGCUACUCCCCCAGACAGUGGUGCUCUGGCAAGAUUCCAUGUUCACGCAGCAGAUUUCGUUUUCAAAUUACCAGACAAUGUUAGCUUUGAAGAAGGAGCAUGCGUUGAACCUCUAUCAGUUGGUCUCAAUGCUUGUAGAAGGGUUGGUGUCACUAUGGGAAACCAUGUUCUUAUAACUGGAGCAGGUCCAAUAGGUCUUUGUUCUCUGCUUGUGGCAAAGGCAUAUGGAGCUGCAGCAAUAUGUAUCACUGAUAUUGAUGCUAAGAGACUAGAAUUUGCCAAAACACUUGGUGCUACUCAUACCUACCUUAUAGGUAAAGAUGAUAAACCAGAAGAACUAGGUCAUAAACUAGGUCAAAUGAUGGGUGGACCACCACAUCAGACUAUAGAGUGUAGUGGGGCACAAUUUUCUGUCGAUCUUGCAGUUUAUGCUACAAGACAUGCAGGUGCAGUUGGAAUUAUUGGGCAUGGACCACCAAGAGUCUCGUUCCCAAUUGUAACUACUGUGGCUAAAGAAUUGGAUAUAAAAGGCUGCUUCAGAUAUGUCAACACAUGGCCUACACUGAUUGAGAUGAUAGCUGCUGGACAAAUCAAUGUCAAACCAAUCAUUACGCAUAACUUCACCAUUGAGGAAACUUUACAAGCAUUCGAGACUGCUAAAAGUGGUGCUGGCAUCAAAGUGAUGAUAGAUUGUGCAAAGAAAAUGGCUUAAAUUUUAAUUUAAGGAAAUAAUGCGACUGAAUGGGUUUCGCAAUAAUAAAGGCUUGCAUUCCGAUACAUACAUCUGUAUGCAGAUGUUCCUGAAAUGGCAAGAAUAAAUCUCACACUUGACCAUUAUUCUUCACAAUUCCCAAUAAUAAAUGCACACAAAAGUUUCAAACUUUAUGAGUUUAUCCUUAAUUUCAUUAUGAAGUCUAAAGAACAUUUAUUAAAGAUCUUAUUUAACUUUGAAACUUGUUGCUUAUUAUUUAUGUUAUGUUGAGAUCUGUAUUGUCUUUUUUAACAUAUGCUUUUCAACCUGAUAUGCAUGUUACUUAUUUCAUAAUCCAUCCAGAACUUGAUUUAAUUGGCUUAUGCUUUUUUUUUCAUUAAUCUGAAAUUUUGAUUGUCAUUAUGAAUUUCUAACAAGGAGUUGUAUGAAAAGUAACAAUGUAAGAAAUAAAGAGAAAAAACUCGCAAAUACUUAUAAUAAUAAAUAUUUCCAAAAGGA
Mytilus trossulus (common blue mussel) is the source of this 1838-nucleotide messenger RNA. RefSeq names its product sorbitol dehydrogenase-like. The record is from RefSeq and is a predicted model, not a curated record. Gene Ontology annotation, biological process: D-sorbitol catabolic process. Gene Ontology annotation, molecular function: zinc ion binding; L-iditol 2-dehydrogenase (NAD+) activity. The coding region runs from base 282 to 1340 and encodes 352 amino acids. The transcript has 9 exons. Lineage: Eukaryota; Metazoa; Mollusca; Bivalvia; Mytilida; Mytilidae.